Messenger RNA from Saimiri boliviensis boliviensis (Bolivian squirrel monkey), 2802 nucleotides. RefSeq names its product UDP-glucuronosyltransferase 3A1. The record is from RefSeq and is a predicted model, not a curated record. Gene Ontology annotation, cellular component: UDP-N-acetylglucosamine transferase complex. Lineage: Eukaryota; Metazoa; Chordata; Mammalia; Primates; Cebidae. Gene Ontology annotation, molecular function: glucuronosyltransferase activity.
GCAGGAUCCUCCCUCCUACCUCUUCCUAGGCCCACAGCCAGUGAGUCUGGCGCACUAAGACGCAAAGAUUCCUUAGCCGAGCGCAGGGCGAGUAGCCCAGGCUGAGGUCCGCGGCUCCUGUGGAAGUGAGCAUGGCUGGGCAGCGCCUGCUGCUUCUAGUGGGCUUCCUUCUCCCUGGGGUCCUCCUCUCAGAGGCCGCCAAAAUCCUGACAAUAUCUACACUGGGUGGAAGCCAUUACCUACUGUUGGACCGGGUGUCUCAGAUUCUUCUAGAGCAUGGUCAUAAUGUGACCAUGCUUCUUUCGAGUGAAAAGCAUUUAGCUGCAGAUACUAAAGACAAGGAAAAAUCAUACCAAGUUAUCAGGUGGUUUCCUGAAGAUUAUAGAAAAAGAAUUAAGGAGCGUUUCAAUAACUACAUAGAAAAAGCAUUGGAUGGCAGAAAAGAAUAUGAAGGCCUUGUAAAGUUAAUGGAAAUAUUUGGGACUCAAUGUAGUUAUUUGCUAAGCAGAAAGGACAUAAUGGAUUCCUUAAAUAAUGAGAACUUUGAUCUGGUAUUUGUUGAAGGAUUUGAUUUCUGUUCUUUCCUGAUUGCUGAGAAGCUUGAGAAGCCAUUUGUGGCCAUUCUUCCCACCUCAUUUGGCUCUUUGGAAUUUGGACUACCAAGCCCUUUGUCUUAUGUUCCAGUAUUCCAUUCCUUGCUGACUGAUCACAUGGACUUCUGGGGCCGAGUGAAGAAUGUUCUGAUGUUCUUUAGUUUCUGCAUGAUCCAACGGCGCAUACACUCUACAUUUGACAACACCAUCAAAGAGCAUUUCACAGAAGGCUCUAGGCCGGUUUUGUCUCAUCUUCUACAGAAAGCAGAGUUGUGGUUCGUUAACUCUGACUUUGCCUUUGAUUUUGCCCGGCCCCUGCUUCCCAACACUGUUUAUGUUGGGGGCUUGAUGGAAAAACCUAUUAAACCAGUUCCACAAGACUUGGAGAACUUCAUUGCCAACUUUGGGGAUGCUGGGUUUGUCCUUGUGGCCUUUGGCUCCACAUUGGACAUCUAUGAGUCUCAAGAAGUCCUCAAGAAUAUGCACGCUGCCUUUGCUCACCUCCCUCAAGGAGUGAUAUGGAAGUGUCAGAGUUCUCAUUGGCCUAAAGAUGUUCAUUUGGCCACAAAUGUGAAAAUCAUGGACUGGCUUCCCCAGAGUGACCUCCUGGCUCACCCCAGCAUCCGUCUUUUUGUCACUCACGGUGGGCAGAACAGCAUAAUGGAGGCCAUUAGGCAUGGUGUGCCCAUGGUAGGAUUACCAGUCAAUGGAGACCAGCAUGGAAACAUGGUCCGAGUAGUGGCCAAAAAUUAUGGUGUCGUUAUGCAGUUGAAUCAAGUCACAGCUGACACACUGGCACUUAAGAUGAAACAAGUCAUAGAAGACAAGAGGUACAAGUCGGCAGUGGUGGCAGGCAGUGUUAUCCUGCACUCUCAGCCCCUGAGCGCCAAACAGCGGCUGGUGGGCUGGAUCGACCACAUCCUCCAGACUGGGGGCGCGGCGCACCUCAAGCCCUAUGCCUUCCAGCAGCCUUGGCAUGAGCAGUACCUCAUUGACGUCUUUGUGUUUCUGCUGGGGCUCACUCUAGGCAUUGUGUGGCUUUGUUGGAAGCUGCUGGGUAUGGUGGCCAGGUGGCUGUAUGGGGUCAGGAAAGUGAAGAUGACAUGAGGCUAGGUGCAGCCUUGAGUGAAGGGAGGGGGUCUCUGGUGCUUUGAAGGUUCUCCCCACUCUGGCACAGGCCACUCCUGUGUUUCUCUUUAGCUUCAGCUGCCAAUGGUCCUGCAACUUGCUUCUUUCUAUUAUCUGCCUCUGUUUAGAAAUCUUCACGCACUACUCAGGCUUCUUGACUUGCCCCUUGUGACUUGGAGCCCCUAAAUCAGAUACAAACCUUCACCUGCCAGUCCUGCAUCCUCCUUUCUCCCUUUUUCUAGAGACAGGACUUUGACAACUUCAUCCUUCUUGUUUAGAUGACUUCUCAGUCUCCAGUCCCCAUUUCUCCUUCUAUCAUUUUUCAUAAAAAACAGAAAAUAUUUGACGUAUCUUCCAUUUCAAAUGCUUUCAUUUUAUGCAUAUAUCUUGCUCUUCCUAUAAGUUCUCAAAGCUCAAGAAGCUUGGUCUGCUCUCCUGCAUUUAGACAGAGAGAGCCCCUGCUAAGACCUUUGCUCACUGCCUGAGACCCCUUCUCUGGAGAGCACCUCCUUUGCUGGUCAGACACGGAGACUGCAGUUGGUCCCAGCUGAUACUGCUUCAUUUCAGUUUUUGCAGUUUCCUUCUUAAGAUUCCCAUCUUAUAAAUGGAUUUCAGGGAACCUCAAGCAGCGAAGUGGAAACCCGUGUGUAAGGCGUUGUGGCCUCAGGUAGAGUGGCUAAGGUAGUUUUAAAGACUUUGUUGAUUUAAGAAAAAUUCUAUCUUCUAUUCCCUACAUGGCAGUUAAUAUCCUUAUAGGUGGUAAAACCUUAGAGAUUACAUUAAUCUGCUAGGGACAGAAGCAAGAAAAACCAUGGCAUAAACACACGCAGAGUUUUUGUUUGUUUCAUCUUUCUUGAUCAAGCCCAAAGGUAGCCUGUUCAGGGCUGGUGUGGUUGGUCGCUUCAUCGUGUCAUCAAUAGCCCAUAUUUUUUCUUUUUGAUCUUCCUUAGUGUAAUAUGAAACUACCUCUCUAAUAGCUGGUGCUCAUGAAAUAUUUUACCUUCAAAUGAUUGUACCUUUUUAUUUGCUUUAGCAUUCUGAAAUAAAAUAAAAUUCCAUUGUAAUGAAACUGUGAAAUGCA